ACGGCCAGCUGUGCAGUUAAGCGUCCACUCUUGGGUGUAUUCUUACUCCUUCAUUUUGUUGCAAUGCCUGAUCCAGCUAAGUCCGCUCCCGCUCCAAAGAAGGGCUCCAAAAAGGCGGUAACCAAGGCGCAGAAGAAGGAUGGAAAGAAGCGCAAGCGCAGCCGCAAGGAGAGCUACUCUGUGUACGUGUACAAGGUGCUGAAGCAGGUCCACCCUGACACCGGCAUCUCCUCCAAAGCCAUGGGGAUCAUGAAUUCCUUCGUCAACGACAUCUUCGAGCGCAUCGCGAGUGAGGCUUCCCGCCUGGCGCAUUACAACAAGCGUUCCACCAUCACCUCCAGGGAGAUUCAGACGGCGGUGCGCCUGCUGCUGCCUGGGGAGCUGGCCAAGCACGCCGUGUCCGAGGGCACUAAGGCCGUCACCAAGUACACCAGCUCCAAGUAAAUGGACGCCUGUUCAAACCCAAAGGCUCUUUUCAGAGCCACUUAACAAUUUCAAUUAAGAGUUUUAAUGCUGGGUGCUGCUGUAUUCUACGGGAGAAGUGUGGCCAAUACAGGUAAAAUUCUACAUUGCCAGUUUAUCCUGUGCCUCUGUUAAACACUAAGAUUUUAGAGCUUGUCUUUAUAAAGGUGGUGUGUAACUACAUUGCCCAGGCUACUGGUGUUAAACUCAAGCAAGUUUUCCCACCUCAGCCUUGCCUUGUAUUGCUGAGCAGAUAAUUUGACACAGCAGGAAAAGUGGACGUUCCAGUUUAGGAACCAAAAAUUAAGUUUGCAACCUAGAUGCAAUCAGCUUGGAGCAACACGUCCAGUCUGGAGCUGGUAAAUUUGAGUAUUCAAGAUGACUUGAAAAUACACUGAGCACCCAUGAUAGUGAACCCACUCUAGAUAGCAUAAUGUGAUCUUUGUGGGAGCCUCCUAGAAUUUAAUGUCAACUGGGAUAUUAUAGUUUACCAAGUACCUGAGAAAAAUUGAAAUUUCUUGAUAGAUAAGGUUUAGAUGACAAACUAUGAAAAUGAAAAAGAAAAUGCCAUGGAAUAAACCUUUAGUUACUCGGCAAGUAAUAUGAGGGGUUUUAGGUGUCUUUGAAAAAAUUUAGAUUUGUAAGACAAAGUAGAGCAGAGAAUAUAAAUACUAAAAGACCUGGCAACAAUGUGUCUUUGUUUUUAGGUAAUGUUGGUUGGCAGUCAGCAAAAAGGCCAGGCUCAGGGAGUCUUAACUUGAAAACGCUAACAGGAAUCAGCAAAACCAUGUACACAACUUCUGCUGUGGAUUUUUUAAAUACCAAGAUUACCAACUGUAAUGGUAGGGUAAUACAGACUGAAACCUCUACAUUCCUCCACCCUCGUGGGCAUUUCUCUUGAGUCAUAAAAUGUAGGGGUAGCAGGAGGUAAGGGAAGAGUAUUUUAAGAACCUAGGUCUGAGAUGUACCUUCAAUUUUUCUUCAAAAUAGCUGGUGGAUGGACUAGUACUUUGAAUUUAUUCAUUUACUGAGAACCUAUUAAAUUACAGAAAAUACUUAGGAAAGAGCAGUGAGAAAGAUAGAAACUAUCCCUGUCCUUUACCUGGAUUGAAAUCUAAAGUGGAUAUUUAUACAAUAAACUCACAAACUAAAGAAAGAAACGUAAGUCUGAAGGUCAUGUUUUUCUUUUAACGGGCUUUUGAUGGGACUGAAUUUAAAUUGGCAAAAGCUGAAUUAACAUAAUCUUGAAAACUUGCAAGUUCCUGGAGGUAGUUCUGGAUGGAGGGUGGAGCAAAAGAGAUGGCAGAAGAAGAGCCAGCAGCAUGGAAUUCAAAAGUAGAUAUUCUUGCCUCCUCCCUAGUGGCCAGGGAGGAGGGAUGGGGAGAGAGCAAGAGAGCCAUGACAGAGGAAGGGAGAGAGCACAGAGUUCAAGUCUAUAUUGAUGGAACUAUGGUUACAAAUAGGGGCUACCCAUUUAUAUUCUCAUCUGGUCGUGUCUCAUCAGUGGUUUACAAGGAUUUCAUAGAAUUGCUUUACUAAAAUGUAUGACCUCACUGAAAUAUAGAAUACUAUAAGACAGCAAAUAUUGUAUAUUUAUGCAAAUAAUUUUUUAAUAAAAGGUUUUUUUAA
Cercocebus atys (sooty mangabey) is the source of this 2091-nucleotide messenger RNA. Its product is annotated as histone H2B type 1-F/J/L-like. Bases 64 to 444 code for a protein of 126 amino acids. The transcript has a single exon. Gene Ontology annotation, cellular component: nucleosome. NCBI's taxonomy places the organism in Eukaryota, Metazoa, Chordata, Mammalia, Primates, Cercopithecidae. Gene Ontology annotation, molecular function: structural constituent of chromatin; DNA binding; protein heterodimerization activity. The record is from RefSeq and is a predicted model, not a curated record.